AUGAGGAAGCCUCCAGGGCAACACAGUGGCCAUGGGAGGGGGGAAAGGGACGUGGACCUGCCACAGCAGUCAGUGACGCUGAUGCUUAUCUCAGCAGAGGAACGACACAGCAGCAGCAGCAGCAGCAGCAUCCGCCUGAUGAGGUCCCAUGGCGAUAAUAAUAACGCCUCACACUCGCGGUCAGUCAUAGCAUCACUACAAGCCAUCCAUAAUGUCUCAGAUCCUCGACUAACUCCGUCACAGGACAACACAUCUCAGUCACAGGAUGACACAUCUCAGUCACAGGACGACACAUCUCAGUCACAGGACGACACAUCUCAGUCACAGGACGACACAUCUCAGUCACCGGACGACACAUCUCAGUCACAGGACGACACAUCUCAGUCACAGGACGACACAUCUCAGUCACCGGACGACACAUCUCAAUCACAGGACGACACAUCUCAGUCACAGGACGACACAUCUCAGUCACAGGACGACACAUCUCAGUCACAGGACGACACAUCUCAGUCACAGGACGACACAUCUCAGUCACCGGACGACACAUUCAUCACAAGAGCACAUCCUCUAAGUCUACAAAGUCACUGCCAACUAAAACUAUCCUUUAAAAUUAGAUCAUUUGAUUUAGGUCGUUUGCUUAAAUUUAAUUAA
Molecule: messenger RNA, 651 nt
Organism: Procambarus clarkii (red swamp crayfish)
Lineage: Eukaryota; Metazoa; Arthropoda; Malacostraca; Decapoda; Cambaridae
Source: RefSeq, a predicted model, not a curated record